Molecule: messenger RNA, 150 nt
Organism: Malassezia vespertilionis
Lineage: Eukaryota; Fungi; Basidiomycota; Malasseziomycetes; Malasseziales; Malasseziaceae
Exons: 1
Coding region: 1-150 (49 amino acids)
Source: RefSeq, a predicted model, not a curated record
AUGGACUCUUGCCAAGAAAUUUUCAACGCUAAAGCUAUCUCUUCUGUUCCUCAGGACAAUCAUGCCAGUGAGGACAACAACACCCCCGUCAACCAAGAACUUGAUUAUAUGGGUGGACCUAACCCUAUCUACUACUGCGUCAUUGCUUAA